CUAUAGAUUAAUGUUGAACACAACUAUGAGCUUAAGAAAAAAUAUCAUCCGCUUGGGAGUAAUAGAAUUAACCCGUCAGCGAAGUUUGAAAAAUCAAUAUUUCUGGCAAAGACAUAUGCAAAUGUCUGCAUCGCCUCUUAAACUUCACAAAUUUUGUAGGCGUCGAAUUACCACCGACGACGACGGCUAAAUUUGCUCGUCUCAUUUACCGUCUUAUACUUAAGAGUCAAAAAAAUUUAGAAUCAAAUGUAUGCCAGAAAUAUUAUAAACAUAAUUAUAUACGAAUUAACUAUUUUACAACUGGUUUUGUUAUAUGCCCAAAGAGUGUGUUAUUGGUGAUGUCCUAUGCUAUGAAUGGUCAUAGAUUGGUCUGAAGUAAACCAUUUUCAUACCAGUCCAGAAAAUAUGAAAUAAAGUGUACUCUGAUUGUGGAAGAAAAUCCCUUAAAUAAAAACUCACUAAAAAGCGUUCUGUAUUUCAGAAUUCAGUCUUUUGUUUUUUGUGUAGUAGUUGUAUUUCAGAGAGAAAUUUCAAGUAUAAAGUGCAAUCCAAUAAUUUGUUUAUGUUUAUUUUAAACGUUGAUUUUGUUUUUGUUUGUACAUACUUACUAUUAUUUAUAGAUAGGUGCUGAGCAAUUAAAUAUUUCAUAGAUAUAGGAAAAGCCAAAUUUUUCGCGAAAUUUAUUUAUUUUAAUUUAGUAUGAUUUUUUCCUACUUUGCAUCUACUUGUGCAUAUUGAGUAUAAUACUUGAUAUGCUCUUUUUUCUUAUGUUUUGACAUCUCUGUAAAGCAGUGCGGCGUGUCGUCCCCCUCGGCCACCGCCUCUCUCCUCUGUAUUCCUACCCUCCCAAGUUGUAAUGCAAUAUGCGAGACGGGUGCUGCAUAAUGCGCGAGAAUGCUGAAAGCAAACACAAAUUACCAACUUGCUAACAGCCAAGAACAACAAUAAAAUGGAAUUAUAAACACACGCGCAUAUGAGCAGUUGAGCAGUAGAUCCAAUAAAAUUGAAUGCGACGACUUUUUGAGUUACAUGAUAUUUCACUUUUACCAAUGUAAAUAUGUAUAUGGCGCUGUGUGCGGAUGCGUUACGUUUAUUUUGUUGUACUGUGAAGUAAAUUCUUGCGUUCGGUAGUAGUACGCCUUCACGGACGGCGACAGUUCACAACAUUGGCGACCAGUGGCCGCACGGAGUUAAGUGGAGUUGUUGGCGUGUUCUUUUGUGUAGUCAAUGAAGUGCAUAAGUGCGUCCGUCUCAUUAUCAACAUUGUGUCAUUUGGAACGGCGAACGUUCUCUUCCCAAAACAUUUGUGUUUGUUUAAAUUUUGAGUGCUGUUAGACGCCGUUUGCUCUCACCUCCCCUUUCCCUCGAUACCACUCUAGCAGAUUAUCAUCAUCGGACGACAAUAUGAUGUUUAGUUCAUUCGCGGCAGGCCAAACUUCGACAACCUACUGGCAGACAUACAUACAUACAUUUAUACAUGCGUUGUGCUCUGCAUUAUUGUGCUAAUUUGUAUGUACAUAUGUACAUAUGUAUGUAUGUAUUUAUGUUAUCACUUGUGUUUAAUUUUGUUGUUUGCCUCUGUUUAGGCGGUUUGGUCACAAUUGUUGUUGUUACGCAGACCUUUCGUCGCCGUACUCUGUUCACUCGACGCUAAACUUAUUGACGUUCAGUUUCAGCUGCGACUGCCGUGUUGUGUCGUCCGCAUUUUUAGCUAUCGCGCCAUAACAACUGCAGUAUUAUCCCUGAACUUGUGAUCACAAGCACAUUUAUAUAUAUUUCGUGUCCAUACAUGAGAUGCAUUUGUGUGCUUAAAUGUUCUUACUACAAACCGCGUAGGUAUACAUAUCUAUGUAUGUAUGAAUGUAACUCCGCACAUACGUACUUCGGUUAUUAAGCGGCUUGCGUGUAAUUAUAAGUAUUAAAAGCUAUGGAAAUGAACCUGUAUUUUUCAGUUAUCGUAAUUAUUCUGAUACCCUCGUCGCAAAACAGCUAUUUGUCGAUUAAAACUCGUACAUUUCAACUGACCAGUUCAAGGCCGACAAUAUCAUUAUUAUUGUAUGUUUUCAAUGCUCACUGAGUUGACAGAUACUUAAAUACAAAUAAAGUUGUUCCGCUAUUUUAUACAGCCAAUAGCCAAAAGUUAUUUUGAAUAUACAUAUGAAACGAAUGAAGUACUUAGCUAUCAUCAAUAUCAUGAAAUAAUUGGCUAUAAUUUCAGUUUGAAAAGUUAUGCUGUGACAAUUAUCAGUACAAUAAAAAUUUAUAAAUUUUAAAAUCUUUUGAAUUUAACACGAUCUUCCGAAUCAGCAGUGUUAAUUUAUUCACUCCCGCUAAGUCGGGCAAUAACAAACUCAUAGCACAAUCGAUGACUUAUUAUUAAUUAGAAACCCAAUAUUAUAGACAUAUGUAUGUAGUCCACUGUUUUACUAUUUUAAAAAUAACUCGAGUUUGUUGUCAUUUUUGGCGUUUAGUAGUAAACGAGUUGGAGUUUUUAUUAAAACUGUUUGUUAUGUUCGGACUGCUGACUGUUUUGACGGUUCAGCGUUGUGUCAUUAAAAUGUCAAAUUAUACUCAGAAUUUUUUCCGCGAUCUAAUGAAAAUCUUUCAUAAACUUAAAAGCUUAAGCUCAUCUUAAGGUUCAUUUAAAUGUACAUUUAGGUGCAGAUUACCGAAAUUCUGCUUAGAAAGAAAAAUUCUGUUCCAUAGCUGUUGAAUGAAGUGCAAGGUUUCAUUUUCGCAAUCGGCCACAACGUUUGUGCGAAAAACAUCAGAAAUAAAGCAUGCAAAUAAAUAAAUUAUUCAAGAGUUUCCACCUCCUAUUGUGCCAUAUUUUUGCUCCAUGGCAAACGGAUGAAUUUGGGGGAUAUUGGAUAUGUCUCGUUUUGAGUUCAGACUAUUUCAGAAUAACACACAAGAAAGACCAACUCUUUGUGUUGUCAGACAAUAACAAGAAACCGUCAACGGCAAAUAUUUGCAUUACAAAUAUGAGCAACGACAUUAACAUAUUCACGAUUGAUUCGCAUUUCAAAUUAUUUUGAGAAAUUGUUUGUUGAACAUGUCAUAUUCCAGUGUGGACAAUGUGAGUGUGCUUAUGCGUGCUGUGUUUGUAUUCAGCGCACAAAGCUGUUGUUUAGCAAAGUGGACAUUCAGGCGGCUGAGUAACUAUCUGUUGGUUUUGCCGUUGCCGUUGUUGACUCAUAAACAUCUAACUUAUGGCCAAAUGCAGAUAUAAAGGUAAGCAAGCACAUAUGUACUUACCGUGUGUGCUAUGUACAUUGUAUAUCUGAUGUUGUUGUAAUGUAUGCAAAAGCAAAUUGCGAGCGAACGACAGCAGCAAGCAGUCAAGUUACUACGGUAAACAGCACUUUAACCACCGUCUGGCGAUUUUAGACGAGGAGGGGUCAUGGUGGCGUAGGUGGCGGGUUCGCAUGUUUCGAAUUUCUUAUGUACAUGUGUGCCUCACAACAUGCAUAUCAGCACUCGUACAUAUGUAUUGGUGUAUGAGUUUAAUUGGCAGGUUUGCUGAUUUACUAAAGUAUGUGUUUGUGUGUGGGUGAAAUUCGGCGUCGUUGUGUGGCAAUUGUCAACUUGGCAAAACGUCAGGUGAGUUUGAUGGCGUUUGGUGUGUAUUUGUUUUGGUAUUUAACCGUUUAUAUUUGUGGAGAAGCCUUUAACCGUCCAGCGGUUGGGGAAGAGGUACAACCUGCAGGCCAAUAUUUUGUAUUGGAUAUGCAAAGUUCCCUUCACAUUUAUUCAACAUAUUUUCACGAAGUAAUCGGAAAUGUGAGUGUGUCAAAGCAGUGUUCUGCCAUUUAUACGUGCGUCGGCAGUGCAUUUCAAUUCUAUCGAUGCGUGUACAUAAAUUUAAGUUCUUAGCUUUUGGAAAAUAAUCACAUCUGACUCAAGCAACAGAACGCGGCAGACGCUCCGAUACCUCACCCUACACCGCCGACCAACGGCUUUUAACGCAGACUGGGGUGGCUAAGCAGUGAUUGCUGCUUGGCAUUUCCUUUCGAAAGUUUGACAAAUUGUCCAUGCUAAUACCAUAAAUACAUACAGACAUAAGAACAAAUAUCUGUGUAUAUAUGUAUGUAGGUAUAUGGUAUGCGCGCAUAUGCUGCGAUUAUAAGUUGUUUUAAUCGACACAUUAGCAUGCGCUAUGAAGUCAUUGGGCGGGUCUGACACGUUCGCGAUUCGACAAGUUUGUUCUCCAUAUCACCAAUUGAGGUGCGCAAUGCGGGUUCGGCUCCUAAGUCUUUUGUUUGGCCGUCUAAUUCGCAUUCAAGUUUCUGGCUUUCUCAAACGCUUAUCACAAACACAUACAUAUACGCAUUCACAUACAAACACACACGAGGUUUCAAGUAUUUGUAAAUAGUUGUCACGGAAUGUUGCCGUUAGAUUCGAAACGCGUUUGCUGUUCUGUGCUCAAUUUUCAACCUCGAUACACGCAUACAUAUGUAUAUCAAUAUAUUCUACGAGGCGAGAACAUGGUGGUCAAUUUGACUUAAUAUUAUUGAAUGAGACAGCGGCAGCAAGCCGCUAUUUAUAUAGAAAUAUAUAAUAUAUAUAUAAAUAUAUAUAGAAAACACAAAAGUAAGCAAACAAACGCCGCCAUUAUAUCUUAUAUCUGCGAGUCAGCAAAAUUUGGGCGUUUUGCAGAUUCCGUAUAUCAUUUGAAUGUGUUGAAUUCCGCGUAUUCAUUGCAUUUCAAGGUGACGCACAAAUUAACACAAAACGAAAUGUGAAAAAAGCAUUGAAAUCAAAUAAAGUGAGUGAGUCAAGAUAAAGUGAUCAUCGCAAAGCAAACAAGCUACAACCAGUGAGCGUAGUAAUCAAAAAAAAAAAACAAAACAAAACAUAACCCAAACAAAUGCAAAAAAUGCAUAAUUUUUAUCUCAAACCUUUUAAAAUUUUAAUCGAAUCGUGAAAUCAUCCUGAGAAAUGUAAAUAAUUUUAGCUGACGUUAAACGAAAAACUAAAAACAACAAUAAUUAUACACAAAUGGAAGCUAAAUUUGAUCAAUGCCAAGCAGCGUGGUUGCGCGUGUCUGUUUUUCACGAUUCUCAAAGCAAUUAACACUGGGUGUUGCAGAAAAUUUGGGAAAAGCGCGUACGUAUGUUAACCACUAAUUACACAUACAUUUAAACAUACAUUAUUAAGAGUAAGAAUAAAGUGUUAAAGAUUAAAAUCACAAAAAAGUGGAGUAAGUGACGGCCGCAAUGGAGGUGUAUACCGAGGGACCGCAAAAGAGCGAAGAGGACGCUUCGAAGUACAUGCUGGACGGUAAGAAAAACUUUUAAUCUUAAUUUAAAUUCUAAAAAUAUUCUGCAGGAUGCUUCGAGUGUGUACUUAUUUUUAAACGACAAAUAUUUAUUUCUCAUUGUACAAAAAUUUCCUUGUGAGCCUUAGCCGAAAGCAAUACGAGCGACUAAUAAGGUGUUAAUUUCGUUCUUGAAGAGAAGAUUUUGGUUCUCAUUACUGUAUGCCGUUCAAAAAAUGAUUUAAGUUCCUUCUUUCUCAGUGUUGACGCUGGUUCGCUAUUAGCCGAGCAUGCCUAAAACUUCGAAGUGAGUAAUGCCACCCGUGUGUGGGAGUCAAAGUGCGAAGAAGCUGACUUUAUAUUUUUAUUUGAUGCAUCGUAUAUAUGGGACCAGCAUCUAACAUUAGAACAUUAAAUUGCGGUUAUGAGCAGGAACGAAAUACGAACAGUGAAUCUAUUUGUUGAGAUUUUAUUACGUAUUGUGGACGAAUUUUUAUUAACAAAUCCUGCACAAAGCUUCCGCUCUCUUACAUGACCGCACGUCUCUUUACACCUUGUGUCAUUCGUAAGACUUGACACUGACUGAGUAAAAAAGUGAUGUAUAUUUGUUCCUGGAUUUAUUAAUGGAAAAUCCAUCAAAUUAGAUAUGUUAAAUAUCCAUGACCUCUGACAUCGUUUAAUUUUGUUGUUACACGUGGCUUUUUUACUGCAUCGAAUUCCAAGACCCCAAUUUACGGAGCAACGCAGAUGCCAUCGACCGCGGAAGGGCUCUGGGUAGCUGACACCACAGCCGCCGUUAUUGAUGCCAGAGUAAGUUAUUGAUGUAAUGCGCUUCGUGAGAUUUGUGUGACGUGUACCUGUACAUAAUCGUAUGUAAGUUUGGCGUAGGGAAAAAUUUCCGCAAGUUGGACAAUUUGAACAAUUUUCACGUCAUUGCAAAAGCCACUUUUUGGCUUCAUGGUACCCCCUUACUGGUGUAAUUCAGUAUGUUUGCAAUUAAUUAUGUGUGCAUAUUUCAAAAAUGCAUAGCUAUAUUUUGAUGUUACGAGAAAAUGCAAAACUUAUUGUAAAUGCCAAAGUGGAGCGCUAAAUGACCGCAUGCAACGGCCGGUGAAUGCCACUCAACCUGCGAACGUAAGCAAAUAUGUAAGCGAACAUGUAAAGCGUGUUUUCAGAAGGUUUUUGCUUUGCUUUGUGGCUGUGUGUUGUUGGGGCUGUGCCAGAUACAGUUACAAAUUAUUUGGUGAUCGUGUUGAUCAUAAAAAUGUGCGAUACCGCCGCCGUUGCUUGGCUUUGCAGUGGCAGCAGUUGCCGCAGUUUCGGUUGUGAUCGUUCUCACGCCUCCGCAAUCGCUUGCGCCCACGCAUUCCAUUCUCCGUUCAUGUAGUUGUCGCAGCCACGACGGCCAUCCAGCUUGACUCUUUGCCGGCUCAGUGUUUUCAGCAAUGAAAUGUCACAGGUUGGCAACCGAAAACGCCAUUAGAGUAACAACACGCGGAUUUGCAGCAGUUAAUGUUGUUGGUGCUGUUGUUGGGCAGUGAUUGCUUUGCCCGAUAGCUAAAAUACUUGUUCGCGCUCAAAUUAAAGAGUAAGGGACUUGGGGUGGGGAUGCGAGUAACUGACUGGGCAGGCGAACAGGUCGUUAAAUGAAUAGCUGGAUGUCUGGCAGACUGUCCGACCAGCAAUUUGUUUUGGCGCAGAAAACUCUGAUAGUGAUGCCCGCGUCGGAGUCGAGGCUAAUGAAUGCACCAGUACCUGUGUGCAUGUAUGUGUGUAUGUAUGUAUCAGGUGCACACAUUUGAGCUUUGCUCGAGAUCUUCUGAUGCUUGGCUUCACAAGCAUUCAGAGACACUUAGAUAAAUGCAUACUUGUACACAUGUACAGUAUUGCUUACAGAUGGAGUUCGUAGUGUUGGCGACACCACUGUGGUCCAUAACGUUGUUGCCAUAUAGUUGCUUGCGAAAUAGUGAAAGGUGUUGGGUGCUAUUUGAAUGACGUCCAGCGUUUCCAUAUCGCUGCGCUGACCAACCCAAAACCGAAAACGAUAUGGUGUGCGACGGACGCGAUCACAUUUACCCAUUCCGGUGUGGCACUUCAUGUUGCUCGAUUUGCCGCCAGCGCAAACAACGUCAAGUGUUUCGGGGAAAUUUCAAUUGCCGACAAGUGUUACGCCAAACAGCUAUGCAUUAACGCUACCUGAGCGUGAGUGUGCAAAGUGGUGAGUGCUGGGUGGUGAGUGGUGCAGGGCAAGCAAUCCGAUCCAUUCUUCAAUUCGCUUGGCUAAAUCAGCGUGCAAAAGAGGAGAGGGUUUUGGAUUUCAGCGAGGAGCAUUUGAUACACCACUACACAAACGUAAACAAAUACGUAAAUGCCGAUGGUGAAUGUUGGUGGAGAUAUUGCUGUGCUCUGCCGCAACAACAGAAUGAUGCAGCAAUGUCGAUGACGGUGGAGAAAGCCGCGUUGUGUAAAAGUAAGCUGAGUCGCCAAACUAGCGCUCAUAGAAGAGAGCCCUUACUUUUCAACAAAGUUCCAGGUGGCUGUGCAAAGGUAAUUAAUACGCUGACGCGAAUUGUUGUCCAUUAAUUUGUGAAUUAGAAAACGCAAGGGACAAACGUAUGAAACCGGGUGGUGAUAGUGAUGAAGUGAUGGCGAAAAUCCACUUGGCCUCUAAUAGAAAAGAGCAUUUCCGACUAUAUUUUAUAUACACCGAUAUUUAGGAUAUGUAUAUGUAUGUAAUCUUUCUAAGUUGUAGUAAUGAAAAUUGUCCUACCAUUUUUUUUUUGCUAAACUGGCGGUUGCCAGUAUCCACUAUAGUCAACAGAACUUGGAUUCCAGCCCAGUUGUUAUAAAACAUUACCGCAUUACCAUUAAUUUAUGACACCAAAUAUUUUUAUUUAAAGCUUCUAUAGGACUUCCAGUAAUUUUUUAGUUUUUUCACUGAAACUAACAUCUACUUUUUUUCUUUAAAAUUACAUACCUUAUCUCAAACUAAUUAAAGCUGUAUCAACAAAGCUAUUUUGAGUCGAGAAGUCGGGUUUUCUCUGUAAGCGUAUAAAACAACCUAGCAGGCAGUAAUGCUUCAUUAUUUCAUUUGAAUUUAAUUGCUUUGCGUCCAAAAACUCCGCCUGCAACACCACAGCCUCCGCCAACGAUAGUCGUCAACGCAUUCACCGCAAUCGCUGACAGCGCUACACUGCCGUCGUCAACAUGCCGAUCUUCAACAAUCAGCGUCGCAUUCGCCGCUCUCAAUGCCGUGUGUUUAUAUGGUACUCGUUCCGUUCGUUUUGUUUUUCUAUUUGAUUGUUUUUGCAGCAUAAAUUUGCGCAUUUUUAGAAAGGUAGUUUGCGAUUUUUUACGCGCUUUUACGAGAUUGUCUGCAUGGCUGUCUCAAAGAGGUGUCCAAUUUUUUCUUCUUUUCUUCAAUUUUUUUCAUAGCUCUUUUGGUGCGCCAAGCGGCAUUAGUUGGAACAAUACGCCGGCUGCAAGCGUUGUUGCCUCUUGUCUUGCGUUUAACAGCGCAUUCGCUUGGACGGCAAUAUUCAAGGUGUUCACUUGUUUUGGCAUUAUUCGGCACUUUUUGAACGGGCUUUUUUCUUGGUUUGCUUUUCUGUUGAUUGCAUUGCAAUUUUGUGUUUUGACGGUUUUUAAUUUUGUUUUUAUGCAAAUUCACACAAAAUAUGAUAAUUUGCACUUCAGUUCCCUUCGUUACAUUUUUGCAAUGGGCCACGAUCGGACUUGUGUAGUGUGCAGGUCAGUUGACGUUUAGGCAAGAUUUGCGCUGAUGUUAGUAUGAUGACUGUGGGUGGUUAAGCUGCAAUGAACCCGGUCGACUUUGAGCAGUCAGCCAGCGGUCAAGCGACAAUCUUUUGUUGCUGCAAAAACUUAAUGAAAUGAAGGGUUGUUAUUGUGGCUGUUGACAGUGGUUCGAACGAUUGGCGUUCACUAACAUUUGACAGGUGGGUGUAGGAGACAGUGGCCAUCAGCAUAGUUUUUUUAGGAUUUUGGCCGCCACUGAAGACGUGUAGCCGGUUAGUACAUUUACCCAGUACGUUUAUUUUUGUGUUGCGUACUGUCUUUGCAGCCUUUCGCUUUCACCAAAUCGUGGCCUGUUGACUAUUGUCACUAACGCAUCUAUCACUGGCAUCUGCAGUAAAUCAAGCAAACAGCGAUAGAGGGCUAAAAAUUGUUAUUAUAGUUGUUUGUAUGUCAAGUUUAUCUAACUGUGAACAAUGUAUAUGAAAAAAAAAUUUGGAAAAUCGCAGAAACCUAAUCGAACAAGGGUCGACAGUUGGGUCACUUGUUUGCCGCAGUCAGUCUCACUUUGUUGCGCUUUUAUUCGCCAAUUACUGAUGUCACGAUAUUCACCUAGCACGCAGCGCCAAUGCCACAACCGCCAUUAACAAAAUUUAUAAAAAUGUAUGAAAAGGUAAUAAAUGAACGAAACUCAGAAACGCAAUGUUUGAAGUUGGUUAAUAAAUUGGUAAUUGCAACCACAGAUCCACUUGCACACAAAUAAUUAUAAGAAUUUGUGCGCGCAUAAUUAACCAACUGACCAAUUUCCGAUCGGACGCUGAGUGCUGACCGCCAAUUACUGCAGUCAAGAUCACCAUCAGUCAAACGCUGCACGCCCCAAAUAUGCGUCAACAUGUAACAUUCAAAUGGUAGCAACCGGCAGUGGGUUGUGCAGCUCAUUUGCCACAAAAUGCAAUUACUUCAUUCGAUAUUAACUAAAUUGCAUGGUAAUUGGGCAUAUAAUAAGAAGCAUUGCAAACGCUUGGUUUUAACUUUGUCAUUGGAAGUGUAUAUGUGUGUGUAAGUAGGCUAAAGGAACCAACUAGUAUGGUUUCAGCUAAUUUCUCGGAACCUUGUAUACUAUGACACAUAAGAUCCUGCUUCUAUAACAGAACUCAUUGCCUUCUGAGCCAUGGAUGCCGUUGAGUUUUUAUAGGGAGGAUCUGGAAUGUUUAGCCGGUGUUAGGUAAUCCUUUGAUGAAUUGUGAAUGAGUUAUAAGGUCAAUGGUGUUCGGAGAAGAAAUACUCCUCUGAACAGAAUAAUAGAGGCAGGUUUAAGGAUUCUUGAGAAACAUUAAGGCAUUUAAACUAUUUGAAUAUGAUUCGUACUACCUAAAGUACCUACUCGGUGUGGAUGCCCUAACGUAAAUCAAUUACCCAGCGACACAAGGCUACGAUACAACAAAUCUUGAUGUUGACAUUGUUUGUAGUGGAGAGAACCAUCGAAACAUAAAUUAUUCUAUAAAACCGUGACAUCUAAUUGGUUCUUUUGUUCAGACUCUUAUAUACAUACAGAUACAAAACAAAUUUCAAAUUGGCAGAAGCGUUACAUAGAGGUGCCUAAUAUUAUAUACAAGUAUGAUCUUGAGCUUGCUAACCUAUAUAAUAUGAUAUUUAUUUUUUAUUGCAUUAUUGGUAAACUUAAGCGAAAUGUGAAGAAUUGAUUUAGCGGCCAUCUAAAAUUUCUCUGAUAACUUUAACGAAAGCAAAUACAUAGGGGAGUAAGUACUCAGUUCUAUGACGGAAGUUCAUUAUUCUGUGAGCUACUGUACAGUUCCUUGCGCAUCAAAUUUCAGCGUAUCAAAUUUCAAUAAAAAAAUACACAGUAAAACAAAUAAAAACUACUUUUAUAUUUGAAUAAAAAAAAACGGAGAAACAUUAUCUCCAAUACCAAAAGUAAUAUUUUCUUAUGAGUUGUAUACUCCCUUAUGGAUUUCCGUUAUUCAAAUGAGUGCACACACACAUUUUCGAACAGUCAUUUAAGGUUCCAUGCAAGCCACUUAUUUGGUGAAUAAUCCUUGGAGAAAAGCGUAAACAAGAGCUGUCUUCGCCAGACUUGUAGUCGGUGUUUGCAGCGGAGGCCACUGACUGAGGUGCAAACAAAGUUGAUACCUCGGUAUACAUUUUUGGAAGUGUGGAACUUGAGUGGAUUGUAAAACUAAAGUUUCGCAGGUGUGCAGAGAGCCAAAACAUCAGAGCAAGCUUGCAGUCGGCGUCCAGCGUCGCGAUGCAGUGCGCUUCGAAAGUGCAAGCGGUGUUUAUGAGAUUAAUGCAGCAUAUGCUCUGUCGCCGGCAGCGUUGCUUGCAAUCGUCGAUUAAUCUACAGUGCAAAGUUCACUGUCACAGCUCCGCAAAGUUAGAGACGUUAAUAAAAUAGAAACAAGAAAAGUAAUAUUCUGACACUCUAGAACAGAACCAGUGAGCGAGUCAUUGGCGAACGCUUUGUGGGAGAUGGUGGAGUUGGGUCACCACUGUCAGCGCAAACGAAAGCAGCAAUUAACAAUGUGGCAGCAACACGUUUUAGCUUUUAGUGCUGCUUCAUUACUCUGUGGCUCAGCGGCUCUGAUGUUGUCGGCUGCAGGCGAAUGCUUUCGCGUGCCUCGGUAUACUCGAACCGAACGCUGCGUCAGUCCAUUCAGUCGUUGACUGGACGUGCUGCCGACUACAACGUGAAUUGACUGUGUAUCGCCAUUUCGUGGUUCCGCUCAUUUGAGUUUUUAGUUUUACCUUUUUAGAGUUCUUUAUUUGUUAUCUAUAGUGUCUUUGCGUGCGCGUUGAUUGCGGUUGCAUACCUCUAAAAUUGUUGUGCUCUUGUGAAUGUUAGCAGCGCAUUCGGUAAACCAGUUCGCCUCUGCUUCUGGCGGACGGACAUGAAUUGGUAGAUGAGGAAUCAGUGCAGCUUGUUUUCCGCCAGUGUACUUUGUGAUAUAGAUACUAAUAUAUUUAAAAUUAACGGCACAAUCAGUUGAGUUAUUUUCGCAAAGAUUUCGGGCGUUGUUAACGCGCCCAAAAUGUGAAAUUUUUUUUGCACAUUUGCUCCUGUAUGAAUUAGGCAAAGAAAAAUAUUUUAAAUGAGUGAUUAUAAAUGUGUACAGCGCGCAGCGAGCACAUCCGCUGCCCGCGCUACCUCCACCAGCAAGCCAAGCAAACCGUUUUGCUCGUUGGCCUAUCUGGCUAAAUCCACAGCCGCCAUAAAUAGCAGCAGCGAUGUAAGAAUUCUGAAAGGCCCUGGCCAAAACAGCUUUACCGAUCCAUCGAGCCCACCGAAUGUAGCAGCCACAGCGAAAGUGAAUGAACGUGGUUCGCCUGGGCUUCCUACUGGUACGGCAACAGCAAUCAGGGAGCAUGGAGAUAAUAGCCAACACCCUAACGAGGCUUCGUCAACUUCGCGUAUUGCUAAUGGUCGGUCCAGUAACAAUUUGUCAAGUGAGCAGUCGGACGGCAUCAACCAUUCACGCAGUAUCGCAGAGGUUUUCGGUGUAAUCAACGAGGAAGACGCCACACCCACUACCGAUCAGGUGGAUGGUACUGAUGUGCGUCGUCCAUGGGAGCUUGGUGCGCACAAUGGCUUCGUACGACGCAUUCCUCCUUCAUUAAUGACACCCGCGAAUGCACAGAAUGGAUUCCCGCAUUGCUCUAAUGGCUUGGCUUCACUGUCUAAGUUGAAUAGUAUGGACUGCUGGGACUACACCAUCGAAUUGGAAUGUCUUAACGGUCCGCAAG
Bactrocera dorsalis (oriental fruit fly) is the source of this 12775-nucleotide messenger RNA. RefSeq lists its product as uncharacterized. The record is from RefSeq and is a predicted model, not a curated record. Lineage: Eukaryota; Metazoa; Arthropoda; Insecta; Diptera; Tephritidae.